Penicillium atrosanguineum is the source of this 189-nucleotide messenger RNA. RefSeq lists its product as uncharacterized. Bases 1 to 189 code for a protein of 62 amino acids. The transcript has a single exon. Lineage: Eukaryota; Fungi; Ascomycota; Eurotiomycetes; Eurotiales; Aspergillaceae. The record is from RefSeq and is a predicted model, not a curated record.
AUGGAUGAUGGGAGUGGAGUGCCGGGGAGAGCAGGUACGCAAGGUGUCCGAACCAGCCGGAGAGAGGUCCGUUCAGGUCUCGACGUCAUCUUCAACCUGAGGUCAACAUUCUCUGUGGAGAAGCGAUCCAUGCUGUACUCCAGCUACUCCAGCUACUCCACGCAGCCACAAGUGCUCAGUGGCUGUUAG